This is a messenger RNA of Solanum verrucosum, 453 nucleotides long. RefSeq names its product NAC domain-containing protein 55-like. Gene Ontology annotation, biological process: regulation of DNA-templated transcription. The record is from RefSeq and is a predicted model, not a curated record. NCBI's taxonomy places the organism in Eukaryota, Viridiplantae, Streptophyta, Magnoliopsida, Solanales, Solanaceae. The transcript has a single exon. Bases 1 to 453 code for a protein of 150 amino acids. Gene Ontology annotation, molecular function: DNA binding.
AUGGGGAAGGGUACGUGGAAGCCACAAGGAAAUGGAAAAGAGGUGUUUGACAACAAAGGUAGACUUAUGGGUUACGUGAAAAGUUUGAAGUACACCUACGGCGAAAGUGAUAACAAGAAUGCUAAUGGUGAGUGGCUAAUGAAGGAAUACUCUUUGUAUGAUGGUUAUUUGGGUACUAGAGAAAUUAAGAACAUGGGUUAUGUAAUAUGUAAGAUAAAGAAGAAGGAAAAAUCUAUUAGCGAUGAGAAUAUGAAUGACGUUGGAGAACUUAUUGAUUCAUCUUUACAAUUAGAAGAUGACAUUAUUGUAGAGGAAGACGAUGUUGGAGAUGAAGUACUUGCUAUUAUGGACAAAGAAGACGAUGGUGAUCGUAAUAUAAAAUGCCGAAAGGGAUAUCCCUCGGCUGAUAUUGAUCUUGAAAACAUAGACUUUGUUAUAGAAUUUAACAAUUAG